AGAUAUCCUGAACCUGGCAAAAGUGAUGAUAAAGGCACCGAAACAGACUCGAAUCACAAUCAAAUGCUUUACUAUCAUAAAUUAGGCACUCCUCAGUCUGAUGAUAUUUUAAUUUAUAAAGACCCAAGCAACCCUGAGUAUAUGUAUGAAAUUGUCGUUUCCACAGAUGGUCGCUACGUAAUUCUCAAAGUUUUAAAAGAUUGUGAUCGUGUAAAUAAAUUAUGGAUCUUUGAUUUAGAAAAAAUUAAUCGUCGAAUCGGUUUUAUUGACAUCAUCAAAGAACAUCCAGCAGAUGUUCUUUCUUCAGCAGACGCAAUUGCAGAAAAAAAUCUCGUUCUUGUAUAUAUGCAUGACGUGAAAGAAAAAGUAUCAAUUCAUUCUUUGUCCACCGGAAAGCAUAUUAAAGAUUUGCCAAUCCCUAUAGGAUCAAUAGAAGCAGUUGCGGGGAGAAGGGAAGAUUCAGAGUUUUUCUUUAAAUUUACUAGCUAUUUGAAUCCUGGUAUCAUUUAUCGGUACAAUUUUACAAAGGAGAAAUUGUCAGAAUAUCGAACUACUGAAGUUCAGGGAUUUAACAGUGAUUUAUUUGAAACAAAACAAGUCUUCAUUGAGAGCAAGGAUAAGACUAAAAUUCCCGUUUUUAUUGUUUCACCGAAG
This is a messenger RNA of Racocetra fulgida, 654 nucleotides long. The record is from the annotation of a GenBank genome assembly. Lineage: Eukaryota; Fungi; Glomeromycota; Glomeromycetes; Diversisporales; Gigasporaceae.